AUGUCGAGCGAGAAGCCCUCAAUAACAUCCGGUCAUAAUGGAACCCUCCCUCAGAAUGCCCACCACUACCACGGAACCACCCCAAGCCCUCCCUCCUCAGAAAAACAACCACUCGAAACACAACCACCUUCAUCACCACCAUCCGACCCCUCAACCCUCGAAUCCGCCCCCUCAAAUGACACAGACCCAUCUCCAAAAGAAACCCGCCACAUCCUCCGCCUCAUCGACCUCCGCCUCCUCCCCAUCUUGGCAGCCCUCUACUCCUUCGCCCUCAUCGACCGCACCAACCUCGCCAACGCUCGCGUAGCAGGCGCAAAUUCCGAUCUCGGCCUCGAAAUCGGAGAACGCUAUUCCAUCGUGACCAUGAUGUUUUUUAUUCCUUAUAUUUUAUUCGAAUUACCGAGUAAUAUUUUGCUACGAAAAGUGGGACCUGCGAUUUGGUUGAGUGGGUUGGCGACGUUGUUUGGGGUUGUGAGUUUAUGUUGUGGGUUUGUGGGGGAUUGGACGGAGUUGUUGGGGUGUAGAGUUGUGCUUGGGGCGUUGGAGGCUGGGUUCUAUCCGGGGUGUGUGUAUCUUUUGUCGUGCUGGUAUGUGCGAUAUGAGAUUCAGAAGAGAUUUAGUGUGUUUUAUAUGGUUGCUACGUUGGCUUCUGGGUUGGCGAAUGUGUUGGCUUAUGGAUUGAGUCAGAUGGAGGGGACUGCGGGAAUUCGAGGGUGGAGGUGGAUCUUCAUUAUUGAGGGUUUGAUCACAGUCGCACUCGGACUGGUGUCGGUCUUCAUCAUUGUGCCUUUUCCCGACAAGGCGACCAGGAAGGGUCUAUUCGGACGGAAGCCUUUUCUCUCAGCGCGGCAAGCCAGUAUCGUGAUGGCCCGCCUCGAGAAGGACAGAGGAGAUGCGGUUUCUGACGAGAUGACCAUGAGGAACAUCCUUCGCUACAUUUGCGAUUGGAAGGUCCUCGAAUGGGCGUGGCUCUAUCUCAUCGCGGCCACAGUGUCCUAUUCCUUCAGUCUCUUCCUGCCGAUCAUUCUUCAGAAUGAUCUGGGAUACUCGACUGUGCAAGCACAAGUUCUCUCAUUUCCGCCUUACGCGGUAGCCGCUCCUUGGAUGCUCAUCACGGCCUGGAUUGGCGAUCGCUACCGGAAGCGCGGCCAUCUCAUCAUCUUCAACAGCGCGGUAGCUCUCAUCGGUCUGGCCAUGAUCGGCUUCGCGACCUCGAGUCCCCGGGCGAGAUAUGCUGGCACUUUCCUGGGCGUGGCAGCAGGCAACUCCAACGUUCCGACGAUCCUUACCUAUAUGCACAACAACAUCGUUGGAAAUACGAAACGUGCGGUAGCGAGCGCGGUCCUGGUCGGGGCAAGCGGGAUAAGUGGCAUCAUUGCUGCGAAUAUCUUUCGGCAACAAGACGCGCCCGGUUACAAGCCCGCCUUGAUAACGGUCAUUGUGAUGAAUGCGUCGAGUAUCUUGCUCGUGUCAAAGAACUUUUGGCUGUACAGGAAGCUCAAUCGGAAAGCGGAUCGAGGAGAGAUCCUGAUAGAAGGUCAGCAAGGGUUCAGAUUGACACUGUAG
This is a messenger RNA of Cercospora beticola, 1566 nucleotides long. RefSeq lists its product as uncharacterized. Gene Ontology annotation, cellular component: membrane. Gene Ontology annotation, biological process: transmembrane transport. Gene Ontology annotation, molecular function: transmembrane transporter activity. Lineage: Eukaryota; Fungi; Ascomycota; Dothideomycetes; Mycosphaerellales; Mycosphaerellaceae. The record is from RefSeq and is a predicted model, not a curated record.